CUGAAUCCCACGCCCAACGACGAAUACGUCUGUCCGGCCCCGCCUGCCUGUGAGAGUGUGAGUGACGCCCAGCGCGGACGGAAAAUAUCUCGCGCCGCCGCCGGGAUUUAGGGUUCCAACGUUUCCACUCUGGUCUAGGAUCGUAUCAUCCCAUACAUAUAAAAUCCCCCCCGCGCCACUACUGUACUGUACGACGCGGUCUCUCCUCCGCUCCGCUCCGGUCAACCCAAGUUCCUCCUCGCCUCCCAAGCCGUCUUCCUCCUCCUCGCAGUGAUGGCUGAUGAGGAUGAGUACCGAUGCUUCGUUGGGAACCUGUCCUGGUCCACAACUGAUGAAAGCCUCAAGGAUGCAUUCUCAAAAUAUGGCAAAGUUACCGAGGCAAAGGUGGUUAUGGACAAGUUUUCUGGACGUUCACGUGGAUUUGCCUUUGUGACCUUUGAUGAGAAGAAAGCCAUGGAAGAAGCUAUCGAGGACAUGAAUGGAUUGGACUUGGAAGGGAGGGCCAUCACUGUUGAUAAAGCUCAGCCUCAAGGGGCUGGUAGAGAUCGUAACGGUGACCGUGAUUUUGAUCGUGACCGUGGGUCUCGUGGUGGCCGUGACUAUGGCGGUGGUCGUGCGCCGCGUGGUGGUGGUGGUGGGGACUGCUUCAAGUGCGGCAAACCUGGACACUUUGCUAGAGAGUGUCCAGAUGGUGACGGCGGGAGAGGUGACCGAUAUGGUGGCAGAGAUGAUAGGUAUGGUGGUGGUAGAUCUGACCGUGGCGGUGAUCGUUCUGACCGUGGCGGCGAUCGUUCUGACCGUGACCGUUCUGACCGUGGCGGCGACCGUUCUGAUCGUGACGGUGAUCGAUCUGAGCGUGGCAGUGACCGAUAUUCUAGCCGUAGCCGAGAUGGUGGAAGCGGGGGUGAUCGUUACAGUCGUGACCGAUCAGGUCCCUACUGAUGGCCUGGAUCUUGAGAAGUGUGUUUCAUCCAGGUAUGAAAACCCUAUCUACUAUCAUGAGGUGUGUUUCCUUGUGUCUGAAACUUUGUGAUCAUGUAUUUGAAUCAUAAUGAUGUACCGUGAGUAAGCAGAUCCUUUAUUACAGACCAUAUUACUGACCUGCUUAUUAUUUGCUUCCUGGUUAAUGUGAGUCACAUGGACUUUGGCCAUAAAAUGCUUGGCGCUGGGCCCUACAUGUUUGCUUGAUAUGCUGCUCGGUGGUUCUUGCUUGGUUGAGAGGUGGCUUUUGGUCGCGCUGUGUGUUGAUGCUCCAUCAUGCUGGUUGUGCUCAUGCGAGAUACGUGGGUUAUGUGGGAUUGGACGGGCAUACCAUGUUGUUGUUCCUGUGGUACCGGGAAGGAAACGGUGAACUAAACUUUGCUUGAAAAAUUCAUCGCAAGAAAAGGGGGAGAUGACAAUCAUCGGUCCGUAAAAGGAAAAGCAAACCGGUAAUCUCUUUCAAUGCUCUGUUUUUGAGAUUGAGUUGACCUAUCAAUCUUAAAUGAUCUUCUGUUUUGGCAGGCCCCCUUUUGGGUUGCUUAUUUUGUUCUGGAUCGGUUUCGUUGUUGUCUAAUAAUGACUGAGGUCAUGUUGGCUGAUUCCAAUCCGUGCCAGUAUACCAUAGCCAUUGGAGGACCCCUGCUUCUCUGCAGCCUGCCUAAAAAUGUUGGUCUGUGCCUUUGCCGCUGUUGGUCGGCUUUGGUACCUGGUCACUGGAGUUUGUCCCUGUUGGUCGGCCUUGCUACCUGGUCGCUGGAGUUUGCUAGCUGUUGUUUCCUUGUUUCGUUGAGCUGUGCCGUUCGUCGCUAGAGAUGCAUCACUGGGCCGUGUUCGUCGCGAGAGAUGCGCAUGAGAAUAAUGCUGAGCUACCUGGCUAUUCUUCUUUGGCAAUGCACCACCGGAGUAGCAGGUUCCGUUAGUAUGUAGUGUAUUAUAGUGUGCCAUUGCAAGUUUACAUGGCCAUCAGAUAGGUCAUCUAAAGAGUUUUUCCUUGUUUAAAUUUAGUUUACAUGGCAUUGCAAGUUUUACAUGUUUUAAUCGUCUAAAGAAUGUUUUGUUCACUUUAUUUGUUUUUCCUUGUUUAAAUUCAUGAGCUGUUCAUCCUUAUGUGUGUGGAAUUGUUGUACUAAGAAAAGUGAUUGCUGGUUUCAGUUGCUAAUACAAGCAAAGUUUGCA
Messenger RNA from Triticum aestivum (bread wheat), 2157 nucleotides. RefSeq names its product glycine-rich RNA-binding protein RZ1A. NCBI's taxonomy places the organism in Eukaryota, Viridiplantae, Streptophyta, Magnoliopsida, Poales, Poaceae. The record is from RefSeq and is a predicted model, not a curated record. The transcript is spliced from 3 exons. Bases 274 to 942 code for a protein of 222 amino acids. Gene Ontology annotation, molecular function: zinc ion binding; RNA binding.